AUGGAAUGGACGAAUCCGUCGCUUCGAGAGUCCGCCGAAUACACUCCGGCGACGGCGGCAUUCAUGACACAAGGUCAAAACACCGUCAUUCAAUAUCUGACACAGAGCGCGAGAAAUGCGACAAUUCUCGCGAUGGAGUAUCAAUGUCAAAGCGUCAUCAACAGUUGCAGUUUUCAGGGUGUUCAAAUGUCGUCAUUCGAUUGUUGCCGAAAUCUCAUCGCCUAUGUGCCGACGAUCAAAGGCCUCUGCUUCACGUGGCGCGACGCCAACAUGUGGCAGAAUUCGACGGGCAUCAAUCGGCGAUUUGAGAUGACGCGAAAUUUUCAAUUUUUCGCCUAA
Messenger RNA from Caenorhabditis bovis, 339 nucleotides. The record is from the annotation of a GenBank genome assembly. Lineage: Eukaryota; Metazoa; Nematoda; Chromadorea; Rhabditida; Rhabditidae.